This is a messenger RNA of Gasterosteus aculeatus aculeatus (three-spined stickleback), 1324 nucleotides long. It is a transcript of the gene nifk, whose product is annotated as nucleolar protein interacting with the FHA domain of MKI67. Gene Ontology annotation, molecular function: RNA binding. Lineage: Eukaryota; Metazoa; Chordata; Actinopteri; Perciformes; Gasterosteidae. The record is from RefSeq and is a predicted model, not a curated record.
GGAAGAAGAGACCAGCGUGCUGCGCAGCGAGUCGAGUGACGCCGUUGUUUUUACGCCACCAUUUAUGUCUCGGCAUCUUUAAUCGAGAUGACUGAAAGCAAAGCCGACGCGGCUCCUCAUCGGGCCAAAGAGCUUCUGGCUCUGAACCCCAAACAAGAGUCCGAGUUCAAGAAGAAGGUGCAGGAGGCGAAGAGGGACCAAUCCAUCAAGGGGGGGCAUUUGGCCCCCGGAGUGGUGUACGUGGCUCACCUUCCACACGGGCUGUUUGAGCCGCAGCUCAAGUCUUACUUUGAGCAGUUUGGGAAAGUCCUGCGGGUGCGGCUGUCCAGGAGCAAGAAGACAGGUGGCACCAAAGGAUAUGCGUUUGUAGAGUUCGACUGUGACGAAGUUGCCAAAAUAGUGGCAGAGACCAUGAACAAUUACCUGAUGGGAGAGAGACUCAUCAAAUGUCACAUCGUGGCCCCGGAGAACGUGCACGAGAAGCUGUUUGUGGGCUCGGAGAAGACGUUUAAAAAGCCUGCGUUUCCCGCCGUGGCGCGCUACAACAAGAGCCACACGGCGGAGCAGGUGACCAAGAUGAAGGACAAACUCCUGAAGAAGGAAGCCAAGCUCCGCAAGAGACUGGCAGCACACGGCAUCGACUACGACUUUGCAGGAUUUGCCGCCCAGCUGCCCAAGAAGACAAAGUCCUCUGAUUCCACAGAUGCGUCUAUGUGUAGUGAUGACGUCACGCCGAUCUGCACCCCCUCCGUCCUGGAGAGGAGGAAGUCCACGGUCGUCGAUGACGAUGGUGAUGAUGAAAUUAUCCUCAGGAUGCCGUCUGUGGUGAAAGAUGAAGAGCACUCCUCCUCAGAGGAGGAGGAGGAAGAGGAUGGUGCGGUGGCUGAUGGCGAGGAGAGCGAGGAAGCCGCGGAGUGAACGUCCCCGCUGUGUUUCCGGUCUCUCGGGUCGCCGUACAGCGGCACGCGCCAGGCUCGUCUUUGAACUGUUGGAACUCCCAGUGCGUCUUUCAGUGUGGAAGUCCCACUACAUCUGAGGAAGACUCCCCGUGAACGUUUCCACCAUAACUGUGGGUACUACAGUAGUGAGUACCAGUGAGUGGAGCUCGUGAAACCAUCAGCCCGAGCAAGGCCCAGUUCUGACUGGACUUCUUUGACAAAUAUGUAUGUUGUUCAUGGAGCAGGCAGCUUCCUCUGCCACGCAGCGCCGUCAAUGGCGAUGCAAAGCGGCAUCUUUCUUUCGUUACGCACACUUGUCUGAAAGCGUGGGUUAAAUUUGUAUUAUAUAAACUAUGAGUAUUCAAAAUAAAUAAUGUGAGCGUACA